AAACUUUGGUUUCUUAUCUCUGGAAUAGCAAUGGCUUCCUUCUUCAGCAUUUCGUUAACCAAAAAUGUGGUUCUCGCUUCACUCAAUCCCAAAGACGACUCUCACUCUCCUCCUCCCAAAACUAACGGGGCCGCCGAGACCAUUCCCAUCAACAAUCCACGGCUACGGCGGCGGCUUCCGAAACCUCGUCGGCCCUCCGUUAUUGAAAUCGAACGUGCUAUUGGUGGCGGAAGGUUCAGAGAUGCCGACCCUAGGGAUUUGGAAGAAGAUAGGAAGGCUGCAUUUGACAUGUUUUUGAUGAGUUUUACGGGAAAAUAUGAAGGGCCAGUCAUGAAGAAGCUUCGUGAGACAGGGGAAUGGGUAACUAAUCAAACUGAAACCAAAUUUCAAGCUUCGGGAAAAUGGUUCCUGCUGUUUACAUUUCAAUGGGUUCUUCCAAUUUGGGCAUUGUCACUUCUUGUGGCUUCUGGGAUCAUUAAGCUACCAUUCAACACUCCAUUUCUUAAUGAACUUCUCAUGUAAUAAGGGUUUGCUCACCCGAGGUGCCACAAGAAGAGUCAUCGGUGUCGUCGAGGUUCGUCGGAGAUGGAGAAGACAGGUGAGACGACUAAAUGUGAAAGGAAGAUGGAAGAAGGCCUGAUUAUUUUUCUCUAUUCGUUCUCUUCUUUUUUGGUAGGAUUCUGAAAAUAAUAUGUUAUGCAGUAACAUCAAUAGGGUAUAUGGUAGGCUUUUUCUUCUUUUUUUUUUUGGAAAGUAUAUAUAACUUAAAUAUUUUUGUAAAGGACAUGAUGAUGAUGAACAAAUAUACCGAGUAUAUAUUUGCAAGUAACUAAA
Messenger RNA from Benincasa hispida (wax gourd), 834 nucleotides. RefSeq names its product chlororespiratory reduction 3 (gene CRR3). NCBI's taxonomy places the organism in Eukaryota, Viridiplantae, Streptophyta, Magnoliopsida, Cucurbitales, Cucurbitaceae. The record is from RefSeq and is a predicted model, not a curated record. Gene Ontology annotation, cellular component: NAD(P)H dehydrogenase complex (plastoquinone); chloroplast thylakoid membrane. Gene Ontology annotation, biological process: photosynthetic electron transport in photosystem I.